Molecule: messenger RNA, 1620 nt
Organism: Psilocybe cubensis
Lineage: Eukaryota; Fungi; Basidiomycota; Agaricomycetes; Agaricales; Agrocybaceae
Exons: 3
Coding region: 1-1620 (539 amino acids)
Molecular function (GO): protein binding
Source: RefSeq, a predicted model, not a curated record
AUGUCCACUUUUCAUUCGUCAUUUGUAUUAGCUCAGCCAACAAACACUCCGCUGCUCCCCACCGGUAUCUUCAAACUUAUGCAAGAAAUCCCCUACGAUGUGUGGCGCUGCAUCGCGGAAUUCUUGCCCACAGAGGAUUUGAAGAGACUGUACUCCGUAAACCGUGCCUUUUUGAACAUAUCAUUGGAUGAACGAUAUAGGGUAGCAUAUAUUGGCCCUCCGGGUAGCAUUUCAACGGAAAGGAAUUUGAAUACACUUAUUGACCCAAAGUUGACGUCCCGGGUGCGAGAUUUUACCUUUAAACCGGGUAGUUUGUGCAAGCUGCUAGACGACAAAUCAAUUCUCAAGGGACCCUCAAAUUCCAAUACAGUCACUACACUACUAAACGAUUUCGAACGCCUGGAUAUUGCCCCACAAAGAAGGAGAGCUUUUCCCAGUCAACUGAUGAAUUCAUACACCUUGCCUGUCGAUGCUGUCCACAAGAAUGUGCUGAGAAUUUUCAAGCAGAUGAUCAACUUGACAAGUCUUCGUAUCGUGCUUGAUAAAGGGGAACUUCGCCAUUUUAAACCUCCAUCGUCGACGUACUUCUCGGUUGGAUGGGCCACCUUUGGCUCAAACCUGAAGUCACUGGAUCUUCGGAUCCCUCUGGAAUAUAUUGAGAACGUCUUACCAGCAAAUGGAGCAAUAUUGACAAAUCUUCAGAACCUAUCACUUCAAAUCAUUCGUGAAUCGAUCACAACGGAUGCAUCUACGGUCUUCCUGGAGAAGAUAUUACCUUUUGUCAAUGCCCAUAGCUCCACCCUCCGCUCAUUAUCGUUUGACAUUGCGGAACAAAUGGAUCUUACUCCAGUGUUGCAACAGAUAGACCAUAUUCACACUCUACAGAUCUUCAAACUUAAGUCGAUCUUUAUGAACUAUGAUCAAACCGGUAUUAGUGGUCUUGAACAAUUUCUUCAGAAACACCGAGUACAUUUGACUGCCCUUCACUUGGAGAUAGAUGCUGCUUUCGGCCUCGAUCCUGUCCUUCACCCUUCCUUUUUCGCACAGCAUUGUUUCCAUAUAACACUCCCAGCCCUUCGCGAUCUUUACGUCCGUUUCUAUCGCUUUCCAGUUCAGUAUUCUAUCGACUUAAUUCCUUUCGCUCUACAAUUCAGCACAACCCUGCAAUCCUUGGCAAUCAUUGAGCGAUCUUGGGAAAUGGACCAUAUAAGAUUACUAUUGGAUGGGUUGACAUCAAAUUCACCCUUAAGAGAACUGAAGCUCAAGAUGAUUAUACUUGAAGCGUCGAUCAUUGAGGCGUUCGCCUCCUGUUUACCGAACCUGGUCACUUUGGGGAUAUUGUUCCAUGACAUAGGCCCUGAUGGAUUUUCCGACCCUCCCACCAAUACCAUGCCUCUCUUCGCAGACGAAAUGCGCCGUCUUAAUUUCCCAACAUGGCGUCUCCGGGAGUUGAACUUGGUAUCGCCAUUGCAUCUAAUGCAAUCACAGAUGACGAAUUUUAAACAUGCGCUAGUCGGCGCAUUGCCGAGUGUUCAAAGGUUUUGUGGACUAACACCGGAAGAGUAUCUUAAAACCAGAGAGUUUAUGGAUUAUUUUGUGGAAGCUUCAAAAGGAUUUUGA